Molecule: messenger RNA, 2811 nt
Organism: Octodon degus (degu)
Lineage: Eukaryota; Metazoa; Chordata; Mammalia; Rodentia; Octodontidae
Gene: Hspa9
Product: heat shock protein family A (Hsp70) member 9
Exons: 17
Coding region: 114-2150 (678 amino acids)
Biological process (GO): cellular response to unfolded protein; protein refolding
Cellular component (GO): cytoplasm; mitochondrion
Molecular function (GO): heat shock protein binding; ATP-dependent protein folding chaperone; ATP hydrolysis activity
Source: RefSeq, a predicted model, not a curated record
CCCCUCAGCCCACGUGGUUAGAGGGUUCCAGAAGCGCUGCCUGCACCGCGUCGCACGGUUUACGGCCACCUAAACGGCUGUCGCUUCCUUCGUAUUCCCUCCACCUAGCCGCCAUGAUAAGCGCCAGUCGAGCCGCAGCAGUCCGUUUCAUAGGCGCUGCGACCUCCCGAGGCGCGAUCUCCCGCCACCAGGAUGGCUGGAAUGGCUUUAGUCAUGAGGCAUUUAGAUUUAUUUCAAGAAGAGAUUAUGCAUCCGAAGCAAUCAAGGGUGCAGUUGUUGGUAUUGAUUUGGGUACUACUAAUUCCUGUGUGGCAGUAAUGGAGGGUAAACAAGCAAAGGUGCUGGAGAAUGCUGAAGGUGCCAGAACUACCCCUUCUGUUGUUGCUUUUACAGCAGAUGGGGAGCGACUUGUUGGCAUGCCAGCAAAGCGACAGGCUGUCACCAACCCAAACAAUACAUUCUAUGCCACCAAGCGUCUCAUUGGCCGGCGCUAUGAUGAUCCUGAAGUACAGAAAGACAUUAAAAAUGUUCCUUUUAAAAUUGUCCGUGCCUCCAAUGGUGAUGCCUGGGUUGAAGCUCAUGGAAAACUCUAUUCUCCAAGUCAGAUUGGAGCAUUUGUGUUGAUGAAGAUGAAAGAGACUGCAGAAAAUUACUUGGGGCAUACUGCAAAAAAUGCUGUGAUUACAGUCCCUGCUUAUUUCAAUGAUUCACAGAGACAGGCUACUAAGGAUGCUGGCCAGAUAUCUGGACUGAAUGUGCUGCGGGUGAUUAAUGAACCAACAGCUGCUGCUCUGGCAUAUGGUUUGGAUAAAUCUGAAGACAAAAUCAUUGCUGUAUAUGAUUUAGGUGGUGGAACUUUUGAUAUUUCUAUCCUGGAAAUUCAGAAAGGAGUAUUUGAAGUGAAAUCUACCAAUGGGGACACUUUCUUAGGUGGUGAAGACUUUGACCAAGCCUUGUUACAACACAUUGUUAAAGAGUUCAAGAGAGAGACAGGGGUUGAUUUGACCAAAGACAACAUGGCGCUUCAAAGAGUGCGGGAAGCGGCUGAGAAGGCUAAGUGUGAACUCUCCUCAUCUGUGCAGACUGACAUUAACUUGCCAUACCUUACAAUGGAUGCUUCUGGGCCCAAACAUUUGAAUAUGAAGCUGACCCGAGCACAGUUUGAGGGGAUUGUCACUGAUCUAAUCAAGAGGACUAUUGCUCCAUGCCAGAAAGCUAUGCAGGAUGCAGAAGUCAGCAAGAGUGACAUAGGAGAAGUGAUUCUUGUUGGUGGCAUGACUAGGAUGCCCAAGGUUCAGCAGACUGUACAAGAUCUUUUUGGCCGAGCUCCAAGUAAAGCUGUCAAUCCUGAUGAGGCUGUAGCCAUUGGAGCUGCAAUUCAGGGAGGUGUGCUGGCUGGUGAUGUCACAGAUGUGCUGCUUCUGGAUGUCACUCCUUUGUCUUUGGGUAUUGAGACUCUGGGAGGUGUCUUUACCAAACUUAUUAACAGGAAUACCACUAUUCCAACCAAGAAGAGCCAGGUUUUCUCUACCGCUGCUGAUGGCCAAACUCAAGUGGAGAUUAAAGUGUGUCAGGGUGAGAGAGAGAUGGCUGGAGACAACAAGCUUCUUGGGCAGUUUACUUUGGUUGGUAUCCCUCCAGCCCCUCGUGGAGUGCCUCAGAUUGAAGUUACAUUUGACAUUGAUGCCAAUGGAAUUGUACAUGUUUCUGCCAAAGAUAAGGGUACAGGACGUGAGCAGCAGAUUGUAAUCCAGUCUUCUGGUGGGUUAAGCAAAGAUGAUAUUGAAAAUAUGGUUAAAAAUGCAGAGAAGUAUGCUGAGGAAGACAGGCGAAAGAAGGAACGAGUUGAAGCAGUUAAUAUGGCUGAAGGAAUAAUUCAUGACACAGAAACAAAGAUGGAAGAGUUCAAGGACCAACUGCCUGCUGAUGAGUGCAACAAGCUGAAGGAAGAGAUUUCCAAAAUGCGGGAGCUCCUGGCUCGAAAAGACAGUGAAACAGGAGAAAACAUCAGGCAGGCAGCUUCCUCUCUCCAGCAGGCAUCACUGAAGCUCUUCGAGAUGGCAUACAAAAAGAUGGCAUCUGAAAGAGAAGGCUCUGGAAGUUCUGGCACUGGGGAACAAAAGGAAGAUCAAAAGGAAGAGAAACAGUAAUAGCAGUACAUUUUGGAGUCAAAAGGACAGCAUACUAUGAAGCUUGGGAGUAGAGGGACUUCCUGAGCAGAAAUGAGGAAACUUCAGUCUUUUUACUGUGUUUUUGCAGUAUUCUAUAUAUAAUUUCCCUAAUAUGUAAAUGUAGUGACUGUUAGUGAAUGAUCAUUUAAUGGGUAAUCGAACAGUACAGAGUUCAGUGUUCUGUCCCUAGCCUGUCAUUUUUCAGUUGCAUGUAAAAGGGGAAUAGGACAAAUUAUUACUGAUUAUUAUAAUGACUUAGCAUUGAUUUUUGCUGGAGGAGUCAUAUUUUUGAGGGACGAAACCAUCUCACAUGCAGUAGAAGAAAUGGACGGUGGACCUGGAAGGAGGCCAGACGGGGUUGAAGAUCCUUGUUGGCCCAGAAUACUACUGUAAGGAAUGAACUUGUAUGUACACAGGAUCCUUCAGCUGAGGCCUUGCAAAGAAGCCACCUACCUGUGCCGUGUGGAUAGGGCAAAGGAAGCUAGGUCAAUAGAAAAUUAAACUUUGUUAGGCACUGAUGAAGUCCCUGAUGUUUUAAGGCAUACUUUUUUUUAGCUGUCCACUGGCCUAUGUCUGGCACCUUGAUUCUUUUUGAUCCAUUCUGGGUUUUUUUAAAAAAUAAAAAUGAAAAGCACCUCAA